UAUGGUAUUGGAAAGACAUUCUGCCUAUCCAGAACGGAGUCGGAGAGUCAGAUGUCCGCGUCUCAAUCGUUACACUCAUCGCAAGGAAGACCGUAAUUUUACGCCAGUUGGUUCUGAACCCCUCCGGGGAAGGAAGGGCCAGGGCCGAGAGACUCAAAAAUACUACUACUUACUACUGUACUACUAAGGCAUCGGGCCCGGAUGGAAGGAUCAAAGGAGAGUAGCAGAUAUCUAGACACAGCAGCAGCAUAGCAAAUCAGUUUUUC
Messenger RNA from Aspergillus welwitschiae, 266 nucleotides. RefSeq lists its product as uncharacterized. NCBI's taxonomy places the organism in Eukaryota, Fungi, Ascomycota, Eurotiomycetes, Eurotiales, Aspergillaceae. The record is from RefSeq and is a predicted model, not a curated record. The annotation marks the transcript as partial. The transcript has a single exon.